AGAUUUCGUUGCUGCGAUUGGAUGUAGUAGGUACUUAGUUGAGCUGUUGUGACUAAUUCCUUGAGCUUAACUCUGAUAAAGUGAUUGUUUUUCUCUAAUAGUCUACUACAAUCUGCUAGUAGAGGGGUUAUUGGGUGGAUUUAUUGUGAGUAAUCAUCAUUACAACCGUCUGGAUUUGGAGGACUUCGAGUCGAGUACAUACUUGGAGUGAGCGUUUGGUGAGAAUUGCGCGCAAAACGUGUUCAGUAGGGUUUCGAAGAGAACAUUUGCAUCGUUAUCGUAGUUUUUUGCUCAUUCGUUGGUAGUUCACAUGCGCACGAGCGUGCUUCGGAGAAUCUUUGGAAGGGAACAGAACAGUGCCCGAAAGCGAUAGAAUUAUUCGUCGGAUGACCGUGUAUCCAUUCGGGAGUGAAAAAGUAUCUUCUCUCGGCGGCCCCAACCAAAACUAAACGGCUCCACAGUGACUAGACACACAUAUCGAAAAUAAAAGUGAUUCGCAGAUUAAGCAGGAAGAAAAUAUCGGAUUGCAGUGCCCCUCGGAGUGUCCGAGAUAUUGUUUUGUGAGUGCUUGUUGUUUAUUUAUAGUUCGGGGGAAUAUUAUCGCCCAAUUUUGUGAAUCACCACCAGUGCAAGGGGGAAAAAACUACCAGCAAAAUGCCUACGGAACCGAAAGUUUUCGACCCACAUCCGGAAGUGGCCUCGAAUGCGUACAUCAAUAGCAUGGAACAGUACCAGGAGUUUUACAAGCAGUCGAUCGAAAAUCCGCCCCAGUUCUGGAGCAAUGUGGCCAAACAGUUCCACUGGGAAACUCCCUAUGAUCCGAAAAAUUUCUUCUCCUACAACUUUGACAUCUCCAAGGGCCCCAUUCACGUGAAAUGGAUGGAAGGCGCCUCGACCAAUAUCUGCUACAAUCUACUGGAUCGGAACGUGAAAAAUGGUCUCGGCGACACGGUGGCCUAUUUCUGGGAAGGAAAUCAUCCCGAUGACUACAGCCGGCUCACCUAUCGCAAGAUGCUGGAGGAGGUGUGUCGUUUCGCUAACGUCCUCAAGGCCCACGGUGUACAGAAAGGUGAUCGCGUUUCGCUCUACAUGCCCAUGACCAUGGAACUACCGGUAGCCAUGUUGGCCUGUGCCCGAAUCGGUGCCGUUCACUCGAUUGUGUUUGCUGGUUUCUCUUCGGACUCAUUGGCCGAAAGGAUGCACGACUGUCAGGCGAAGGUACUCAUCACGGCCGACGGGGCCUGGCGUGGAGAGAAGAUUCUACACCUGAAGGAUAUUUGCGAUCAGGCCAUGACCAAGGCCGAAGAGCUGGGUCAUAAAGUGGAGACCUGUAUUGUGGUUUCGCACAUCAACCGCGUCACUCCGGGCAAACCGGACUGGGAUGGUUCUUUUGAUACUCCCUGGACUGAUGAUCGGGAUUUCUGGUGGCACCAGGAGAUGGAAGAUGCUGAACCUGCUUGCUAUCCGGAAUGGAUGGCUGCGGAAGAUCCGCUGUUCAUGCUGUACACAAGUGGUUCAACGGGAAAGCCAAAGGGAGUCCUUCAUACUACGGCCGGAUAUCUCCUGUAUGCGGCAACUACUUUCAAAAUCGUUUUCGACUACAAACCACGGGAUGUAUACUGGUGCACAGCUGAUAUCGGUUGGAUUACCGGACAUACUUAUGUGUUAUAUGGUCCACUGGCCAACGGUGCUACUUCGGUUAUGUUUGAAGGUACUCCCUUCUUCCCGGAUAACGAUCGAUAUUGGGAGAUUGUAGAUAAAUACAAGGUUACCCAGUUUUACACGGCUCCAACUGCUAUUCGAUCGUUGAUGAAGUUCGGCAAUGAACCAGUACAGAAGCACGAUUUAUCAACGUUAAGGGUGUUGGGAAGUGUCGGAGAGCCGAUCAAUCCGGAAGCCUGGAUGUGGUACUACAAACAGGUGGGCAAGGAGAAGUGCUCGAUCGUGGAUACAUUUUGGCAGACGGAAACCGGUGGUCACGUUAUUACGCCCCUGCCCGGUGCUACUCCGAUGAAGCCAGGAUCUGCAUCCUUCCCUUUCUUCGGCGUGAAGCCAACGCUGUUGGACGAAAGCGGUAACGAAAUCCACGGCGAGGGCGAAGGCUAUCUGGUUUUCUCGCAACCCUGGCCUGGCAUGAUGCGAACGCUCUUCAACAACCACCCCCGAUACGAGUCGACCUACUUCUCCAAGUUCAAUGGUUAUUACUGCACCGGUGAUGGUGCUCGGAGAGAUGCCGAUGGAUACUUUUGGAUUACCGGCCGAGUGGACGAUAUGUUGAACGUAUCUGGACAUUUGAUGUCAACGGCCGAGGUAGAAUCUGUUCUGACGGAACAUCCCCGAGUAUCGGAAGCUGCCGUCGUAUCGCGGCCUCACCCUGUUAAAGGUGAAUGCUUGUACUGCUUCAUUACUCCCAACCAGAACGAGGCUUUCGAUAAAACGAUGAUCAACGAGCUCAAAGUUCUGGUGAGGGAACGAAUUGGCCCGUUUGCCCAGCCCGAUGUCAUUCAGCAUGCCCCCGGACUACCGAAGACCCGUUCCGGUAAAAUUAUGCGUCGAGUUCUACGGAAGGUAGCCAUUAAUGAUCGAGAGAUCGGUGAUACCUCAACCCUGGCCGAUGAGGCAAUCAUAGAGCAACUAUUCGCAAACCGGCCUGUGGCUUAGGUUAGGUUCUAGGAAACACGUGAUCUCGAAUCGGAACGAUAGCUGAAAAAAUACGCUAAAAUAAUGGGUUAACUAUAUCUACAUAUUUGUAAGAAGUCGGUUCAUUUGGCAGGUUUGGCUUAUGACUUACAGAACUUACUGGAAGACUGGUUCAGAUACUGAAGAUCUUGCUCGCGAAUGGUGCUAUCAAAAAGGAGAAAAAUCUUGUUCCACAUAAAAUAGUCCUACAAAUCAAACACUCCGUUAUUUAAGAGAUGAGCAAUCUUGAAGAUGGUUCCAAUUUUAUCACACAAACAAAGGAUUAAAACGCAGAGGAAAGAAUACUGAUACGAAGAAACAUCACACAUUCCGCAGCUCUAGGAAGUACAUUGAAAAUAAGAUGUCUUUUUCGAUCUGUUCGUCGGUGUAAAUGUAGCUGUGCUUCACCUAUUAUACGUUUUAAAGUUCUAGUUUUUAAGUAUUAUAUAUGAACAAGCAUUUCGUUAUGAACGAAACCAGAUCAUUACUGUGAGGAAACUACUGGUAAAAUAUGAUCUAGUAAAAACAAAACAAAUACUGAACCAACACAAAAAUGAAAACGCUAGCUUUUAAGUAGUUACACCACAUUGUGCACAGAACGCCUUUUUUAUGCAUCUUCUAUGCCUUUUAUGUUUAUUUUACAAGAAAAAAAACGCAAAUAAACACUUCUAUUUCUAUGACACUACACACCACCUUUUUUCUUACGUUUACCCCGACAAAUCUCCCUCAUCAUAAUCAUAAAAAAUUCACUUGUAAGGUUUCUCUCAUCGAAAUUUCUCUCAUAAAAAUCGAAGUCAUCGCCCCAAACUGAAGAAACUUUGUUUCUUCGACCUUAUCGAAUUGGAAUUGAUCGCACCAGAACCCCGUUGAAAUCCAAAAGUAGCACUGUUCCAAUGAUGUUUCACCACAAUUGUAAGCUAAAACGCCCCUGCAACCAUUAUGAGCGCAUUUAUCUCGUAGAAGUUACUCAAUAACGCCCACAACUGAUACAUAUCAUCCCUGCAAACCACACUGUGUGUUUGACAUAAAGUGGCUGAGGGAAAACGCGUAAACGCAAAGACUUCUCAAAAAUUUACAACACAUUCCUAAUCAACCAAAAAAAAAAUACCAAGGCACAAAACCACAAUCCCUUGAUAGCCGACGGAAACAUAUCACUCAGCUGUGCCUGAUUUAGUUAUCGAGGAAAGAACAGGAAUGAACAUUAGGAACAAGAAGAAACUAACAAUGCUGUUGCAGAAUUAUAAGAUACACUAAUCGAAACUGAUUUGAGAGCCUAAGCUGUAGAUGGAAAAGAAAUAUUUAAAAAAUUAGCAAUUGUUACAAAGUUUGAUGACGAUAUUAAAACCUAUAGUAUUAUGAUAUUGGAAAAAAAAUAUAACCAGGGGAAUCGGAACAAACUCAACACAGUAAAAGACAUAUCGAAAGUAUUCUUACUGGACCGUCACAUGUACUUUGUUCAGAAGACCCUAUUUUAACCAAACAUAUCGCUACUUCGUAGCCUGACGAGCCGUUUUGAUCUGAUCCAAUAUCGCUGAUCUAUGUAAUCUAUGUAAAAAUACAUACAAACAAAUACCGUGUGCUCGAAUAAAUAGCACCUAGAAAACCAGAAAAAAAAGUUCUACAAUAAAUCACUGAAUGUAGUCAAAACGUGAA
Messenger RNA from Uranotaenia lowii, 4332 nucleotides. RefSeq names its product acetyl-coenzyme A synthetase (gene AcCoAS). NCBI's taxonomy places the organism in Eukaryota, Metazoa, Arthropoda, Insecta, Diptera, Culicidae. Bases 655 to 2661 code for a protein of 668 amino acids. The record is from RefSeq and is a predicted model, not a curated record. The transcript is spliced from 6 exons. Gene Ontology annotation, molecular function: acetyl-CoA synthetase activity; AMP binding.